This is a messenger RNA of Phodopus roborovskii (desert hamster), 889 nucleotides long. RefSeq names its product rhophilin associated tail protein 1 like (gene Ropn1l). Bases 124 to 780 code for a protein of 218 amino acids. Lineage: Eukaryota; Metazoa; Chordata; Mammalia; Rodentia; Cricetidae. The record is from RefSeq and is a predicted model, not a curated record. The transcript is spliced from 5 exons.
GUACCCCCGAGGCGCGCAGAGGAGCCGGUAAGAAGCGGAGACCGGCUGCCGCGCUGACCCCUGCCUCCUCCCCGCAGCACACCGGAUCGGAUCGUCGCUGGCCGCCGCGCUCUGCCGAGAGCGAUGCCGCUGCCCGACACCAUGUUCUGCGCGCAGCAGAUCCACAUCCCCCCGGAGCUGCCCGACAUCCUGAAGCAGUUCACCAAGGCUGCCAUCCGUACGCAGCCACUGGACGUGCUGCAGUGGUCGGCGGGGUACUUUUCAGCCCUGUCCAGAGGAGACCCACUUCCUGUAAAGGACAGAAUCGAAAUGCCCGUGGCCACGCAGAAGACUGACACAGGCCUGACCCAGGGACUUCUGAAAGUCCUGCACAAGCAGUGUAGCCACAAACAGUACGUGGAUUUAUCAGAUCUUGAGAAGAAGUGGAAAAAUUUGUGCCUGCCAGUAGAAAAGUUCAGAGCUCUCCUGGAACUGGAUCCAUCUGAUGACAAAAUUGAGUGGAUAAAAUUUUUAGCACUUGGAUGUAGCUCUCUGGGUGGGACACUGAACACUGCCAUGAAGAAUGUGUGUGAGAUCCUCACUGCUGACCCAGAGGGCGGGCCUGCUCAGAUUCCCUUUGAUACUUUCUCCCACAUCUACCAGUACUUGUCUUCACUGGACCCAGAGCUCUCAGCCUCGGAUACCGAGACCUAUCUUGCCACUCUAAAAGAGAAGUCAGAAUCUAGAAAGAAUGGCAUGAUAGGACUUUCGGACUUCUACACUGGAAAAAAGUCAAUAUAGGAACCCUUGAAGAGAAAACUCCGAAGAGUAGACCAUUAAUACAGAGAGGAACACAUUUAACGCAGUGCGUUUGAAAACCUUGGCGCCAAAUACAGCUUGUCAUUAAUGA